Molecule: messenger RNA, 4238 nt
Organism: Rosa rugosa (rugosa rose)
Lineage: Eukaryota; Viridiplantae; Streptophyta; Magnoliopsida; Rosales; Rosaceae
Product: disease resistance protein RPV1-like
Exons: 5
Coding region: 57-3749 (1230 amino acids)
Biological process (GO): defense response; signal transduction
Molecular function (GO): ADP binding; ATP hydrolysis activity; protein binding
Source: RefSeq, a predicted model, not a curated record
CUCCCUAUUAAUUCUGAGUUUGUUUAGUCAACUAGGUUACAUAAACAAACAAUAAUAUGACCGCUAUGGCAGUUGAAGCAGCUUCUUCCUCUUCUUCUUCUUUCUCCAAUUCAUACACAUAUGAUGUCUUUUUGAGUUUCAGAGGGGAGGAUACUCGCUGCAAUUUUACUGAUCAUUUGUACAACGCGUUGCGUCACAAGGGAAUUAACACCUUCAGAGAUGAUAAGCUUCCAAGAGGAGGAGAAAUAUCGGUGGAGCUUGUCAAAGCAAUUGAGGAGUCCAGUGUUUCAAUCAUUAUCUUCUCUGAGAACUAUGCAUCAUCAAGGUGGUGUUUGGAUGAACUGGUGAAGAUCCUUCAAUGUCGAGCAUCAAACAAACAAAUGGUUAGACCAGUUUUCUACAAGGUGGAUCCCUCGGAUGUACGAAAUCAAAGAGGUAGUUUUGGUGAGGCAUUUGCUAAACUCGAUCAAUGCAGAUACAAGGAUAGCAUCGGCAAAUGGAGGGAAGCUCUUUCAGAAGCAGCAAAUUUGUCUGGAUGGCUUUUUUCGGAUGGCGAGUAUGAAUCUCUGUUUAUUGGCAAGAUUGCUGAGGAGUUGUCGUCCCAAGUACUAGUCAAUUCUGAUAAUUUGAUGGUCGCUAAGUAUCCAAUUGGAAUUGACUCUUGUAGACAAGAUGUCCACAAACUUUUACAUAUGGAAGAAAAUAAUGUUCGUAUGGUAGGUAUAUGGGGUCCUGGUGGAAUAGGAAAGACCACAAUUGCUAAAGCUGUGUUUAACUCAAUUCGCUGUGAGUUUGAAGGUAGCUGUUUUCUGGCCAAUGUUAGAUCAAAUUCGAGUGUCCAAAAAGGCCUAGCCCAUCUUCAACAGAUACUUUUGUUUGAUAUUCUUGGGGACUCAACUUUGGAAGUGCACAAUGUCGAUGAAGGAAUAUGUUUUAUAAGGAAAAGGAUGCGGUAUAGAAAAGUUCUCUUAAUUAUCGAUGACGUGAGUGAUUCGAAUCAAUUAGACAACUUAGUUCUAUCAUCUGAUUGUUUUGGGCCAGGCAGUAGAAUUAUCAUAACAACAAGAGAUAAACAUUUGUUAAUAGCUCAUCAAGUUCAGUCAAUAUACGAGGUCAAGAUGUUAAAUGAUGCUGAAGCUAUGGAGUUAUUUAGUUGGAAUGCAUUCAAUUGUAAUGGACCACCAGAUGAUUUCAUGGAACUUGCAAAUCGUGCAGUACGCUAUGCUCAAGGUCUCCCAUUAGCUUUGAUAGUUGUGGGUCGUCAUCUAUUUGCUAGAAGGAAAGAGCACUGGGACGAUGCAUUGGAUAGUUAUAAAAGAGUUCCUCACAAGAAUAUUCAAGACAUUCUCAAAAUAAGUUUUGAUGCUCUAGAAGAAGAUUAUGUAAAAGAACUUUUUCUUGACAUUGCUUGCUUCUUUAAAGGUGAGGAUGUACAUCAUGUGAUAACAAUACUAGUAGCUUGUGACUGUAACCCAGUGAUUGGUAUCGAAAUACUCAAAGAAAAGGCCUUGAUAACAAUGGACGGACAUAAGAUCAUGAUGCAUGACUUGAUAGAAGAAAUGGGUAGAGAAUUAGUACGUCAACAGGGUGAGCCCGGCGAAAGAAGUAGAUUGUGGAACUACGAUGAUGUCGACCAUGUUUUAAUAGAUAGUACAGGAACAAAGAAAAUAAAAGGCAUUAGACUAAAAUGGGAGCAAGAAAAAGAUGAGAUAUGUUUGAAUUCUAAAAGCUUUUCUAGGAUGAAAAAUCUCAAAUACUUGUCUAUCAGCAAGAGGGUACAGUAUUUUGGAAACAUAGAUUAUCUAUCCAAUGAGUUGAGGUGGCUUUACUGGUACGGAUGUCCGAUACAGUCAUUUCCUUCAAAUUUUCAUCCAAGGAAACUUGUUGUGCUCAAAAUUCCUUACAGCCCUCGCAUCACACGACUAUGGGAGGGACUUAAGAAUUUCCCAAUUCUAACAUCUAUGAAUUUAGAAGGUUGUAAAUCCCUAAGAGAACUUCCAAACUUCACCGGAAUCCCCAACUUAGAAGAGCUGAAUUUAUAUGGUUGUGAAAGUUUAGUUGAGGUUCAUCAGUCCGUUGGAUGCCUAGAUAAGCUUGUGACCUUAUGUCUUGAAGGCUGCAAUAACCUUGUUAAGCUGCCCAGCGAAAUUAGCUUGAAAUCUCUCCAUGCUAUGGAUCUUAAGUUUUGCACUAAGCUAGAGGAAUUUCCAAAAGUUAUUGGAAAGAUGGAUUCUUUAAGAGAGUUGAUCCUAUCGAAUACUCAUGUUAAAGAAUUGCAUCCUUCAAUUGGGAAUCUCAUUGGGCUUAGACAGCUAUACCUAGAUCAUUGUCAAAAUCUUACUACUCUACCAUGCAGCAUAUAUGAGUUACAAAAUCUAGAGAUCUUAAAGGUGAGUGGAUUCUCAAAAUUUGUUACAUUUCCAAAAUUCAAGGGAAAGAUGAAUUCCUUAAAAGAGUUGUAUCUAAGAGGCUGCUAUAUUGAAGAAUUGCAUCCAUCAAUUGGAAAUUUCACUGGGCUUAAUGAGUUGAAUCUAGCAGAUUGUAAAAAUCUUACAACAAUACCAUGCAGCAUAUAUGAGUUACAAAAUCUAGAGAUCCUAGAUGUGAGUGGAUGCUCAAAACUUGUUACAUUUCCAACAAAAGCAAGCAUUUCACAUGACCAUGACAGUGGUUCACUAGCGCUUCCCAAGCUCCGUGUACUCAAAAUCACCGGAUGUAAUUUAUCAACUGCUGAUUUCAUUGGGAGUCUUGAUUGCUUGGAAACAUUAAACGAACUUGAUCUCUCAAGUAACAGUUUUGUUAAUAUUCCUGCACUAGGCAAAUUUGUCAGCUUGCCAAGGAUUGACUUGUAUAGUUGCACGAGACUUCGAGAGAUUCCAGAGCUUCCACCAAAUAUACUCGAGGUAAAUGCGGGGGAUUGCAAAUCACUGGAGAGAUUUUUGAUAUUGCCCAAGUCUUUGAAUAUGGUAGAGAUAAACUUGUGGAAUUGCCAUAGAUUUAGUUACAAGCUGGGCUAUGACAUGGAGAAGAUGGAAAAUAUUUUGCUGAAUAAUCAGCACAACUCCCGGUUUAGUCUUGUAUUACCUGGUAGUGAGGUUCCGAAUUGGUUCCAUCGUUUGAAGGAGGUUGCUACUAAUGAAAACGGCUCGUCCAGUACAUGUGCAUUUUCUUUUGAAAUCCCAAGCAAAUUGAAUUGGGAGAACAUAGGAGUGGCUGUUUGUUCUGUUGAGAAAACUUUUAGUGUUUUAACUCAUCAUCGAGCUGAUAUUUCCAUCAAUGGGGUACUCAUAGAACAGUGUUCCAAGUUGCCGAGUUGGCGCAGUUCCAGUUGGCGCAGAUUAACGCCAGACCAUAUGUGGCUAACUUAUAUUCCAUUAUCUAAUGAGAUAAAGGGAAAAGUGGAUCAACAGGGUUGGUCGCGUUAUCAGUGUCGAAUUGAAUUUUACCCUGCUGAUCAAAUUAAAAGUUGUGGAGUUCACCUCGUAUGCCAACCUCGCAUGCUAGACUGGCUUUCGUGGAUUUCGUCUGCGAAUCCAGAACAAAAGACGCCUCGUAAUGGAGCCAAUGACGAUUAUGACCAUGAACAAGAGCAGCAGGAACAACCAAUUCCUUCAAAACGACACUGCACUGAGGAGCAACCAUCAAUGCCUUCCUUCCCCGAUUACUCUGCAUCUGCAUCUGCAUCCACCUCAAAUCUUGAUCUUCUUCCCAAUUCGCUGCGGACUCUCGCGAAUUUUGAUCCUACCUAACGAGCCAGUACUCCAUAGUUCCUACAAUAAUAUAUGCCAUGUUCUUUCAGAGACUCUCGCUGCUAUUUUCAGGUUUGUCUCUCUUCCCUGUUUUAAAAUUCUGCAGAUUUCAUGUUUUUAUACGAAUGAUUGUUUUGUGGUAUCAAAAUUGGUAAAUUUGCCUUCAAUUGAUUCCAUUCUUGUAGGAGAAUAUUGCUGGUAAUCAGCUAGUCUAUUAAAUCUUCCUCCACGGGUUACAUCUCGGAAUUUCAUAAAUGUGGCCAAUAAUUUGUCAAACUCAUAUACAAUAUGUUUUUGGUAUCAGAAGUUCUAGCCUCGCUGUGGCUAAGUAUCUUGCUUCAAGGUGAUGCUGCAGGUGGAUGCUGACCACCUCGAGGAAGAAGGAAUUGGUUUUCGUUGUUUUUAAGGAAAGAAUUAAUAGUUUAAUACUGUGAGUCUCUUUAGAGGCAGCUGCAGGAUCAGGCUCUAUCCAACAAGUAUAUCUUUUCA